Condylostylus longicornis is the source of this 2659-nucleotide messenger RNA. RefSeq names its product E3 ubiquitin ligase Rnf157 (gene Mrgn1). The transcript has 10 exons. Bases 412 to 2451 code for a protein of 679 amino acids. NCBI's taxonomy places the organism in Eukaryota, Metazoa, Arthropoda, Insecta, Diptera, Dolichopodidae. Gene Ontology annotation, cellular component: cytoplasm. Gene Ontology annotation, molecular function: ubiquitin protein ligase activity. The record is from RefSeq and is a predicted model, not a curated record. Gene Ontology annotation, biological process: protein ubiquitination.
UUGGAUUUAUACGGAAAAAUACUAGAUUAAUUAAUAACAAGGCCGCUAUAACAAAUCAUUAUUGGAUUUGAGAUAAGCAUAACUUUCAAAUGGCAAAUUAGAUUAAAAGAAAGCAAUAAGCAGGAGAAAAAUAUAGUAAAUUUUACAAAUAUAAGCCAAAAAAUUCUUAAGGUUCAACUUAUAUAAAUGUCACAUUUUGUUGUUUAACCAUUUGUAAAGCCUGUAUAAAGUAAAAACUAGCUCCAGCCGUCAAAGUCAAUUUAGCAAUUGCAUUCUAGUUCAGCCUAUUUUAGCUAAGCCAUAAACGUAGUUAUUGAAAGUGCUGUCAAAUGAAAAGUAUCUUUUGUUUAAAAUAAAUUGAUUUGGACGUACAUAAUAAAAUUAAAAAUAAAUAAAAAUAAAAGUAAAUCAAUGGGGUCUUUAACGAGUAGGCAAAGUACAACUGUCGAAGAGACCGAUUUAUCAGCUUCAUCCUACAAAUAUCCUCCGAAAACAGGAAAUUAUUUUGGAAGCCACUUUAUCAUGGGGGGAGAAAGAUUUGAUACUCCGCAGCCAGAAGCAUAUCUUUUUGGUGAAAAUGCCGAUUUAAACUUUUUGGGAGGUCGACCAACUGCAUUUCCAUAUCCUCCCCCGCAAGCAAAUGAGCCCACAAAAACAUUGAAAAGUCUUGUCAACAUUCGCAAAGAAUCAGUGCGAUUCGUUAAAUCUUCUGAAAAUAUAAUAAAAAAUGGAGAUAGUGGUGGUGGAGUUACAAUAACAAAAUCCAAUUCAUUUAAUAUAGAAUUUAUAUUUGAUUCAGACGCUAGUUGUGCUAUCACUAUAUACUAUUUUUGUACAGAAGAAAUAUCGGCAAAUAGUGUAACAUAUAUUCCAAGAGACUCUUCUUUAACAUCUGAAACUUAUCGAUACAAAAAAGGCGUCAACCAAUACUUUUCUCAACCCCUGCAUAUGUUUCAUCCAAAUUUAUAUUCCGAUGAAGAACUGUCUUAUAAAUCAGAUGCGGAUGUAUUUCCUGUAGCGAUACACUGUGUUAUUGAAGAAGGUGCUGAAGAUUCCAGACAAUCUCAUACUACAAUAUGUGUCGUAGAUCAUCAUUCUGAUGGGACAUAUGCUUUGAGAGCACUUAAGCAAAAAAUUUUUGUCGAUGGACUUAGUUACCUUCUACAAGAAAUUUAUGGUAUAGAAAACAAAACCUUGAAUAAACCAGCAAUUGAUGAAGAUACAGAUGACAAUGGAAGUGAAUGCGUUAUAUGCAUGAGCGACACAAGAGAUACCCUCAUUUUACCUUGCCGUCACUUAUGUUUAUGUAAUUCGUGUGCUGAUUCAUUAAGAUAUCAAGCAAAUAAUUGUCCAAUUUGUCGAGCUCCAUUCAGAGCUCUGCUCCAGAUAAGAGCUGUUAAAAAAGGUGUUAACAGUACCAGCCUAAUAGCUCAAAAUGCUCAAGAUACAAAUAGCGAACAUAUUCCACCAGGUUAUAUUCCGGUAUCCUUGAUUGAGGCAUUAAAUGGUCCUCCUCAAGUAUGUAGAAAUAAUUCAGUAGAUAGCGGCGACAUAUUAGAUGGUGAUACUGUACAGGGAACUGAUCUUCACAAGCUUGAAAAAAAAUCAAGUCCUAAAAGUGGUAGCCAAAAGCGAUCGAAGAAAUCAAAAGACACAUCCUCGGAGUUUCGUAUAUCAACAACAAAAUCAGUCGAAGAUAAUAUUGCCAAUGAUAAUAAUUCGGUUGGCAAAAAUUCUCCUCCACCGACAGUAAAUAAUCGGCGUUCUUCAAUCAAUAGUGAAAAAUCAUCAGGAAGAGAAAAGUCGCAUAAACGUCAAUCAAGCCGGGAAAGCUUACAAAUUAUUAAUGAACGUCAUAGUGUAAAAUUACAAUCACCAACUAGUAAAGAUGUAGAAAAUGAUAGUGAUGUUGAAAAAUUAUCACCAUUACUUUCACCAAACGAUAAAGAAAAAGAAAUUCCGCUUUCAACUUUAAAAAUCAAUGAUGUUGAAGAAUCAGUUGAUGACACAGAUCAAGAAGAUUUACCAAUUGAUGCGCAAAAGAAAAAACGAAUUCGUCCUUCACUCUCAACUGAUGGUGAUGGGUCCUUAUUGGCUGACGCUGAGGAUUCCGAUUAUUUUACUCCGGAAGAUCCUCAAACAUCUAUAUUAAGUCCGCUCUGCCCACAAAAUAAAGAAAUGGUAGACAACAAUGAUACUACUUCAGUAAAUAAUAAAACUUCAUCAACUAACAGUUCAGUAACAAAUAAUACAAUACCAUCACCAAUUAAAAAUAUUAAAGAUGUUGUCAAUUCCUUACCAGAUAGUCCUAUAAGUGGUAAUUCUGCAUCAACAAGAAGUUCUGGCGAUAGUUAUUCUUCAAGUGCAUCUACAAAACAUCUUUUGAGUUCAAAUCAACCAAAUACAGGUGUUGAAGAUAAACAGAAAACUGUUACUAUAAUGAAAGUUUAAAUAAUUUUUUGAUUCAUUUUGAAAAAAAAAAAUAUAUAGUAGAAGGAAAUUAUCUUUAACCGUUUCAUUAAAAUAAUAAUUUUAGUUAAUUGCAUAAUAUAUUAAACAAUUUAUUCUGACAGCUACAUAUUUACUUAUACAUUACAAUUAAAUAAAAUAAAAUUUUAUUGGCAAUAAUUAUUAUUAAUUAAAAUAUUAGUUGGAUAGC